UCGUUCUUCGGGCCUCGAGGGAGCCCAGCCCUCCGUCCCACCAGGAUCCGUGGCAAGUGGGGGCCGCGGCAGCUGCGUCCCCAUGAGGAGAAGAGGAAGAUGCCGGCUGAGCUGCUGCUGCUGCUGAUAGUUGCCUUCGCCAACCCCAGCUGCCAGGUGCUGUCAUCACUGCGCAUGGCUGCAAUCCUGGACGACCAGACCGUGUGUGGCCGCGGUGAGCGUCUGGCCCUGGCCCUGGCCCGGGAACAAAUCAACGGGAUCAUCGAGGUCCCAGCCAAGGCCCGAGUGGAAGUUGACAUCUUUGAGCUGCAGCGGGACAGCCAGUACGAGACCACGGACACCAUGUGUCAGAUACUGCCCAAGGGGGUCGUGUCUGUCCUGGGACCCUCCUCCAGCCCAGCUUCUGCCUCCACCGUCAGCCAUAUCUGUGGGGAGAAGGAGAUUCCCCACAUCAAGGUGGGUCCUGAGGAGACGCCCCGCCUUCAGUACCUUCGCUUCGCAUCUGUCAGCCUGUACCCCAGUAAUGAGGACGUCAGCCUGGCGGUCUCCCGAAUCCUCAAGUCUUUUAACUACCCCUCGGCUAGCCUCAUCUGCGCCAAGGCUGAGUGCUUGCUUCGAUUGGAAGAAUUGGUACGAGGCUUUCUCAUCUCUAAGGAGACACUGUCAGUGAGGAUGCUGGACGACAGCCGGGACCCCACGCCGCUACUCAAGGAGAUCCGAGAUGACAAAGUCUCUACCAUCAUCAUUGAUGCCAACGCGUCCAUCUCCCACCUCGUCCUUCGUAAGGCUUCGGAGCUAGGAAUGACCUCAGCGUUUUACAAGUACAUCCUCACCACCAUGGACUUCCCUAUCCUGCAUCUGGAUGGUAUUGUAGAGGACUCCUCCAACAUCCUGGGCUUUUCCAUGUUCAACACCUCCCAUCCCUUCUACCCGGAGUUUGUGCGCAGUCUCAACAUGUCCUGGAGAGAGAACUGUGAAGCCAGCACCUAUCCCGGGCCUGCGCUGUCUGCUGCCCUGAUGUUUGACGCUGUGCAUGUGGUGGUAAGCGCCGUCCGAGAGCUGAACCGAAGCCAGGAGAUUGGCGUCAAGCCACUGGCCUGUACUUCGGCCAACAUUUGGCCCCAUGGGACCAGCCUCAUGAACUACCUACGCAUGGUAGAGUAUGACGGGCUGACCGGGCGGGUUGAGUUCAACAGCAAAGGGCAGAGGACCAACUACACACUGCGCAUCCUGGAGAAGUCCCGCCAGGGCCACCGUGAGAUAGGGGUGUGGUACUCGAACAGGACCCUGGCCAUGAACGCCACUACCCUGGACAUCAACCUGUCACAGACUCUAGCCAACAAGACACUGGUGGUCACGACUAUCCUGGAGAACCCGUAUGUCAUGCGCAGGCCUAACUUCCAGGCCUUGUCGGGGAACGAGCGCUUCGAGGGCUUCUGUGUGGACAUGCUUCGGGAGCUGGCGGAGCUGCUUCGCUUCCGGUAUCGCCUGCGGUUGGUAGAGGAUGGACUGUACGGGGCACCUGAGCCAAAUGGCUCCUGGACAGGCAUGGUUGGCGAGCUCAUCAACCGGAAGGCAGACUUGGCUGUGGCAGCCUUCACCAUUACCGCGGAGCGGGAGAAAGUCAUCGACUUCUCCAAGCCCUUCAUGACCCUGGGGAUCAGCAUCCUCUACAGAGUGCACAUGGGCCGCAAGCCUGGCUACUUCUCCUUCCUGGACCCCUUCUCCCCUGCUGUGUGGCUCUUCAUGCUUCUUGCCUACCUUGCUGUCAGCUGUGUCCUUUUCCUGGCUGCCAGGCUGAGCCCUUACGAGUGGUACAAUCCUCACCCAUGCCUUCGGGCGCGUCCCCAUAUCCUGGAGAACCAGUACACGCUGGGCAACAGCCUCUGGUUCCCUGUAGGUGGCUUCAUGCAACAGGGAUCAGAGAUCAUGCCCCGGGCGCUGUCCACGCGCUGUGUCAGCGGAGUCUGGUGGGCCUUCACUUUGAUCAUCAUCUCCUCCUACACGGCCAACCUGGCCGCAUUCCUCACGGUGCAGCGCAUGGAGGUGCCUGUGGAGUCGGCUGACGACCUGGCGGAUCAGACCAACAUUGAGUACGGCACUAUCCAUGCCGGCUCCACCAUGACCUUCUUCCAGAACUCACGGUACCAGACAUACCAGCGGAUGUGGAACUACAUGCAGUCAAAACAGCCUAGCGUGUUUGUCAAGAGCACUGAGGAAGGAAUUGCCCGAGUCCUCAACUCCCGCUACGCCUUCCUGUUGGAGUCCACCAUGAAUGAGUACCACCGGCGCCUCAAUUGCAACCUCACCCAGAUCGGGGGCCUCCUCGACACCAAGGGCUAUGGCAUCGGCAUGCCGCUGGGCUCCCCGUUCCGGGAUGAGAUCACGCUGGCCAUCCUGCAGCUCCAAGAGAACAACAGGCUGGAGAUCCUGAAGCGCAAGUGGUGGGAGGGCGGCCGGUGCCCCAAGGAGGAGGACCACAGGGCCAAAGGUUUGGGCAUGGAGAAUAUUGGAGGUAUUUUUGUUGUGCUCAUCUGUGGCCUCAUCAUUGCUGUCUUCGUGGCAGUCAUGGAAUUCAUCUGGUCCACGCGGAGGUCAGCGGAGUCCGAGGAGGUGUCGGUGUGCCAGGAGAUGCUGCAGGAGCUGCGCCACGCCGUGUCUUGCCGCAAAACCUCGCGUUCCCGCCGGCGCCGGCGCCCGGGCGGCCCGAGUCGGGCCCUGCUGUCGCUGCGCGCGGUCCGCGAGAUGCGACUCAGCAACGGCAAGCUCUACUCGGCCGGCGCGGGCGGGGACGCGGGCGCGCACGGGGGUCCGCAGCGCCUCCUGGACGACCCGGGGCCUCCCGGGGGACCCCGGCCCGCGGUUCCCACGCCCUGCACGCACGUGCGCGUCUGCCAAGAGUGCAGGCGCAUCCAGGCGCUGCGGGCUUCGGGGGCCGGGGCCCCCCCACGUGGCCUGGGCACCCCAGCCGAAGCCACCAGCCCGCCCCGACCGCGGCCAGGCCCCACUGGACCCCGCGAGCUGACAGAGCACGAAUGA
Arvicola amphibius (Eurasian water vole) is the source of this 3039-nucleotide messenger RNA. It is a transcript of the gene Grik5, whose product is annotated as glutamate ionotropic receptor kainate type subunit 5. Gene Ontology annotation, molecular function: kainate selective glutamate receptor activity; transmitter-gated monoatomic ion channel activity involved in regulation of postsynaptic membrane potential. The coding region runs from base 100 to 3039 and encodes 979 amino acids. The record is from RefSeq and is a predicted model, not a curated record. The transcript is spliced from 20 exons. Gene Ontology annotation, biological process: synaptic transmission, glutamatergic; modulation of chemical synaptic transmission; monoatomic ion transport. Gene Ontology annotation, cellular component: presynaptic membrane; kainate selective glutamate receptor complex; plasma membrane. NCBI's taxonomy places the organism in Eukaryota, Metazoa, Chordata, Mammalia, Rodentia, Cricetidae.